Messenger RNA from Penicillium brasilianum, 1020 nucleotides. NCBI's taxonomy places the organism in Eukaryota, Fungi, Ascomycota, Eurotiomycetes, Eurotiales, Aspergillaceae. The record is from the annotation of a GenBank genome assembly.
AUGGUCAACGCCCUGACUUUCCUGGCUCUUGCCAGCCCUGCCUUCGCCGGCGUUAUGCAGGCUCGCAGUGCCGACUACAUUCGCCCUGACUCUGCUACCACCACCAGCUCUGCUGUUGGUGAAUGGGUUCACCAGGCGGACGGCCACUCUUCGUGGUCUACCCCCUGCACCACCUCGACCACCACUCACUCGGUCAGCACCCACUCGGUUAGCACCCACUCGACUAGCACCCACUCGACUAGCAAGCCCACCACCCCGUGCACCACCUCGACCAAGCCCACUAGCCAUUCGACUAGCACUAAGCCUACUACUCCGUGCACCACCUCGACCAAGCCCACCAGCCACUCGACUAGCACCAAGCCUUCUCACACUCCCGUGAAGCCUAGCACCACCACCAAGGUUAUCACCAUUGUGACCACGACCCGCCCUGUCAAAUCGUCGACUGUCACCAAGGGAACAUCUACCUUCGUUAUCCCGAUCACCGAGACCAGCACCGUCACCCUGACCAAGACCCGCACCGAGCAGAAGUCUGUCACCUUCGUCAACUCCACCGUGCCUGCCACCAAGGAAACCUCCGCUGUCGUUGUGUCUACUCCUGUGCCUGUGUCUAGCGUCCCGGCUAAGCAGCCCUCUGCUCAGCCCUCUGGCCAGCCUGCCGUUCAGCCCUCUGGCCAGCCUGCCGUUCAGCCCUCUGGCCAGCCUGCCGUUCAGCCCUCUGGCCAGCCCGCCGUUCAGCCCUCUGGCCAGCCUGCCGCUCAGCCCUCUGGCCAGCCUGCCGCUCAGCCCUCUGGCCAGCCUGCCGUUCAGCCCUCUGGCCAGCCCGCCGUUCAGCCCUCUGGCCAGCCCUCUGCUCAGGCAUCUGCUCAGCCCGCCGAGUCCCAAGCCGCUGGCACCCCUGCUGAGGCCACCCCUGCUCAGCCCGAGGCCAGCUCUACCGGCGUCUUCACUGGUGCCGCCUCCAGCGUCAAGCCCGCUGCUGGCCUCCUGGCCGGUAUCGUCGGUCUGAUGGCUCUUCUGUAA